UAUUAUGAAAGGCGUCAUUUGGACCAAUCAGCGUCCGCGUUGUUCGUGUGUCUAGAAAGCUUCCAAGAUGGUGCUCGAAAGCACUAUGGUCUGUGUAGACAACAGCGAGUACAUGAGGAACGGUGACUUCCUGCCCACCCGACUACAGGCACAGCAGGACGCGGUCAAUAUCGUUUGUCACUCAAAGACGCGCAGCAAUCCGGAAAACAAUGUCGGGCUCAUCACUAUGGCCAAUAACUGUGAGGUCCUGACCACUCUCACACCAGACACCGGGCGCAUCCUCUCCAAACUGCACGCUGUUCAACCCCGGGGCAAGAUCAGCUUCUGUACUGGCAUCAGAGUAGCCCAUUUGGCACUGAAGCACAGACAGGGGAAGAACCACAAGAUGAGGAUCAUCGCUUUUGUUGGCAGUCCAGUGGAGGACAGUGAGAAAGACCUGUUGAAACUGGCAAAGCGUCUGAAGAAAGAGAAGGUCAAUGUGGAUGUGAUUAAUUUUGGAGAGGAGGAGGUGAACACUGAGAAGUUGACUGCGUUUGUAAACACUCUAAAUGGAAAGGAAGGAACGGGCUCUCACCUGGUCACAGUGCCUCCUGGUCCUAGCUUGGCAGAUGCGCUGCUGUCCUCUCCUAUCCUGGCAGGCGAAGGUGGCACCAUGAUGGGUCUGGGAGCUAGUGACUUUGAGUUUGGGGUGGAUCCCAGCGCUGACCCUGAGCUCGCCCUGGCUCUGCGUGUGUCCAUGGAGGAACAGAGGCAGCGUCAGGAGGAGGAGGCUCGGAGAGCGGCUGCCCAGUCAGCUGCUGAAGCAGGAAUCACCACUCCUACUGCUGAUGAAUCGGAGGAAGCUCUGCUGAAGAUGUCCGUGUCUCAGCCUGAGACCGGUGUGACAUCACUGCCAGACUUCAGCAGCAUGACUGAGGAGGAGCAGAUUGCUUAUGCUAUGCAGAUGUCCCUGGCUGGAGGAGAAUUUGGCGAGUCGAUGGACACGGGAGCUCCGAUGGACACGGCCGAAUCGGCAAAGGAGGAGGACGACUACGAUGUAAUGCAGGACCCAGAAUUCCUCCAAAGUGUACUAGAGAAUUUGCCAGGUGUGGACCCCAACAACGAGGCCAUCCGCAACGCCAUGGGCUCCUUAGCUUCUCAGAGCGGAACCAAGCCAGACGGCAAAAAGGAUGAGGAGAAGAAGAAAUGAUCCCUGUAGACAGUAUCAUAACCAGAUAGACAUGUCCUUUGAUGAAAAAAAAUAAAAUAAAAUGGAAAAAAAAAUCCUCACAACCAAAACGGGCAGUGAGACAGAUGCAUAUAUAUCCACAAGGUCCUGUAGUCACAUGUGUAUGAAUGAAUGAAUGAUGGGUGACGCAUUCUGAAGCAUUGGAUCUGUACUAAUUUGCCCAAGAUAUUCAUUGGCAAAGCCAGUACCUCAAUUUCACACAGCUUGCAUAUAAUCUGUUUCUCUUGUGGUUGCUUGCUAUCCAUGUUCAUAGCAAUUUCUUUUCUGUUUCCAUUAAAACAAGUUUGUUUAAGAAUA
Hemibagrus wyckioides is the source of this 1525-nucleotide messenger RNA. RefSeq names its product proteasome 26S subunit ubiquitin receptor, non-ATPase 4a (gene psmd4a). The transcript has 10 exons. Gene Ontology annotation, cellular component: cytosol; nucleus; proteasome regulatory particle, base subcomplex. Gene Ontology annotation, molecular function: polyubiquitin modification-dependent protein binding. Gene Ontology annotation, biological process: proteasome-mediated ubiquitin-dependent protein catabolic process. The coding region runs from base 68 to 1189 and encodes 373 amino acids. Lineage: Eukaryota; Metazoa; Chordata; Actinopteri; Siluriformes; Bagridae. The record is from RefSeq and is a predicted model, not a curated record.